AGAUUUUUUCAUCGCGUCCUGCGUUGUGCGUCUUUUACAAUCUUUUGUUCCUCGAUUUUUCACGAUUUUGUGUAAGGAAUGGCAGAAAUCAACCUCACCACACUCUCAGCGGCUCUGGACAAUGUUUCCGGCAGUGGAGUUUCGUUCGAAAACAAGGAAAAGAACUGGGGAAGCAAGGAAGAAGUUAAGGAAUUGACGGAUGCUAUCGACAAGUGCCGGAAUCUGGAAUUUCUGAAUCUGGCAGGGAACACACUUGGCGUGGAAGCGGCUCAGGAAGUGGGAAAAUCACUGAAGAAGCAUCCGGAGUUUCAGAGAGCGCUGUGGAAGGAUUCAUUCACGGGUCGACUUAAGACAGAGAUUCCAAUCGCUCUGCAGUCCAUGGGCCGAGGCAUAAUCGAUGCUGGAGCUCAUCUCACCGUGUUCGACUGCAGCGACAAUGCUCUGGGACCCAAUGGCAUGAAGGGUCUCGUGGAGUUGUUCAGCAGCGCCGCGUGUUUCUCCCUGCAGGAGUUGAAGAUCAACAAUUGCGGUCUUGGCAUUGAUGGUGGGAAGAUGUUGGCGAAGGCUCUGACUGAGUGUUUGAAGGCCAGCCUCAAGACGCCCACGCCCAUGAAGCUGAAGGUGUUUAUUGCCGGGCGGAAUCGCUUAGAGAACAAAGGAGCCGAAGCUCUGGCGGGAUUCUUUGCACAAGUGAAGACUCUGGAGGAAUUGGCAAUGCCACAGAAUGGGAUCUACCAUGAGGGCAUUACAGCUCUGUCGGCGGCUUUGAAGAAGAACCAAAAUAUGCAGGUCCUGAAUUUGAAUGACAACACAAUUGGAUCGAAGGGAGCAGAAGCACUGGCCGAUGCCAUGUGCAACAUGCACAAGCUCAGAGAGAUCAAUUUCGGAGAUUGUCUGCUGAAGACGCGCGGUGCAACGUUGCUCGGCGAGGUCUUGAGCGACCAGCAUGAGGCUCUGGAGGUUCUCACGCUGAAUGACAACGAAAUUGGCCCCAACGGCGGACUUUCCCUGGCCUUCGCCAUGGCCAACAAAGUCAACCUGCAGACGCUGCAGCUGAAUGGGAAUCACUUCGGGCGAGAAUGUCGCGAGCUGAUCGCGGAUGAGCUUAGGCGGUUCAACCUGGAGAACGCCUUGGCGCCAAUGGACGAGGAUGACUCUGAGGAGGACGACGGCGAGGGAGAGUAUGAAGAGGGCGAGGACGAGCUGGAGGAGGAGGAGGAAAUUGACACUGAGGAUAUCGAGGACGAGGACGAGUGUGCUGAUGAUGAUGACGAGACUGAUGAAGCUGUUGAGGAUGGUGGUCAGGAGGCAAAUAUGCCGAACUUGAGUAUUCUCACACCACCAACCAGAGUCCAGGCUUCUCCAGUUGAGACCUUCUGUCGCAGUGAGAAGCCCACUCUGGCCAUGUUCAAUGCCAUCGAUGGCAAGGAUCGCGUGGCCGCUUUCCAGGAAUAUCUCAAGAGUCUGCCCAGCGACUUCUACCUCGUCUACUUGGUCUUCACUAUCCUCAAGUGUUCAGACCUGAGUUUGCAGUCCAAGGAGGCGCUCGCUGUGUCAGAUGCCCUCUUUGCGGACGCUUUCCAGUACGCCCAGGACAAUUCUCAAGUGAAUUCCGUGCGGAACUUCUUCCUCAUCCAACUGUGCCUGCUGCGCUGCGAGGACAAAACCUUCCAGCCAACCUACAACACUCAGGCUUGUCGGAGUGCCCUCGAGAGCGCGAUGAAGAAGAACUUCUUCCCAUCUGAUCUUCGGGGUACUUUUGAAUGUUUCUUAGACAAGAUGAAGUUCGACUAGACGUGGACGAAAAUCUGGGCGCAA
This is a messenger RNA of Phlebotomus argentipes, 1818 nucleotides long. RefSeq names its product ran GTPase-activating protein (gene RanGAP). The coding region runs from base 79 to 1794 and encodes 571 amino acids. Gene Ontology annotation, molecular function: GTPase activator activity; small GTPase binding. The transcript is spliced from 2 exons. NCBI's taxonomy places the organism in Eukaryota, Metazoa, Arthropoda, Insecta, Diptera, Psychodidae. Gene Ontology annotation, cellular component: nucleus; perinuclear region of cytoplasm; cytosol. The record is from RefSeq and is a predicted model, not a curated record. Gene Ontology annotation, biological process: nucleocytoplasmic transport; activation of GTPase activity; signal transduction.